Molecule: messenger RNA, 2136 nt
Organism: Aspergillus calidoustus
Lineage: Eukaryota; Fungi; Ascomycota; Eurotiomycetes; Eurotiales; Aspergillaceae
Source: the annotation of a GenBank genome assembly
AUGGCCAUAUCUGCCAAUCGCUCCUUGGCCAUACGGCCCAUCGCCCUUGGCUUGGGCAAACUGUUUAUGCUUUCUCUCUCUCACCUUUCCUUCGUUUCUGCUGCUCCCGCAUCUCAUUUCCUUUCUCGCCGCGGUCACACCGAAGCCGAACCGCAUCCGCUACCGGCGGACGAUGCCAGCCUAUGGCUAUAUCUAGGAGUUGCUGCGGCCCUUGUGCUGACUGGAGGCGCCUUCGCCGGCCUGACAAUUGCUCUGAUGGGUCAGGAUGAGGUAUACCUACAAGUGAUCCAAACGUCAGGCGAUAGUCCCUCCGAACGGAAGAAUGCUGCCAGUGUUCUGCGUCUUCUAAAGCGCGGAAAGCAUUGGGUUCUUGUCACGCUUCUUCUGAGCAAUGUUAUCACCAACGAGACGCUUCCUAUUAUCCUUGAUCGUUCCCUCGGCGGCGGGUGGCCAGCUGUGCUCGGCAGUACAGUCUUGAUUGUUAUCUUCGGCGAAAUCGUUCCUCAGUCAAUAUGUGUCCGUUACGGUCUCCCUAUCGGUGCUUGGAUGGCUCCCUGUGUCCUGGCCUUGAUGUAUAUCAUGGCUCCUGUUGCUUGGCCGGUUGCGAAAUUGCUCGACAGACUGCUUGGUGAGGAUCACGGGACGAUAUACAAGAAAGCGGGGUUGAAGACUCUUGUGACUCUCCACAAGACCUUGGGAGAGGCAGGCGAACAACUUAAUUCCGAUGAGGUCACAAUCAUCAGUGCGGUGCUUGAUCUCAAAGAGAAGUCCGUUGGUAGCAUCAUGACUCCAAUGGAUGAUGUUUUUACCAUGUCGGCCGAUACCAUUUUGGAUGAGCCAACCAUGGAUCUCAUCCUCUCUCAAGGCUAUUCCCGAAUCCCGAUUCACGCUCCCGAAAACCCGAGAAACUUCAUCGGCAUGCUCCUAGUCAAGAUGCUGAUUACUUACGACCCGGAGGACUGUAAACCGGUGCGGGAUUUUGCCUUGGCAACCCUACCUGAAACACGGCCCGAAACGAGCUGUUUGGAUAUCGUGAACUUCUUCCAGGAGGGGAAGUCGCAUAUGGUUAUGGUUUCGGAAUAUCCUGGUGAGGAUCGUGGCGCUCUGGGUGUGGUGACUCUGGAAGAUGUGAUUGAGGAGCUUAUCGGCGAGGAAAUCAUUGAUGAGUCGGAUGUUUUUGUGGAUGUUCACAAGGCGAUCCGGCGUAUGGCCCCUGCACCUUAUUCCCGCGUUCCUAAGGGCCGGUUCGUAGAAGAACCCCCUACUCUUCCCACGCCAGGCCCUUUGGUGGAUGUGGGCACCAACUCUCCAGCUAUAACCGGCCAUACUAUCACCCGGCGUCGAAGCUCUAUAGAAGCUCCUCUUCCUCGCUUCCAACUUCGCCGAUCCAUGGGAGAUGACGCUGGGGAUGCUACUAUCACGCGCCUUGGGGCAACUGAUGAGAUCCGCGAGCACCUGAAACAUUUAGGUCCCUCGAACUUGGCCAGCAGACCUCGCCAAACGCGGUACCAAAACGUGAAAAUCAAGCGCGGUACAUCUCCUUCCCGCUCAGGACAGACGGACAUCGACUCCAUGGUGGAAUCUCACACUAGACGCCACUCAUCGGGAUUCCCUGCUGCAUUUGAUACGACUCCAGUGACAACGUCCGGAUUUAACCCACGAGAUGGUGCACAUGCUCUACGAAUGGGCAACACUAAUCUACAGUCUCCGGACUCCGGUUUCAGAAACGGUGCGCAUGUGUCAAUACCCGAGCCAGUCCGUGAGGAGCAAGAUAGCGCUCCCCGCUCUGCUGGUAGUUGGCGGGCCAAAUCCGCAGAGUCGCUCUCGCCCGACGACCUUCCCGGCAGCUACAUUCAUCGUGGGCCUGUACGCAGUGGCAGCAUUACGGAACACAUAGUCGACGUGAAUGGAAUUCGAAAAGUCGUCCUUCACACAACCAGCAGCAACAGCUCCUCGGAAGGAGAGGGCCCUAAUUUCCCAGUCCGACAGGGAAGUGAGGUUAUCGAUCUUAACGAAACAGACGAGGACCACACAGACCGAUCUAAGAAGAAACGCCGUCGCCGGAGACACAAAUCCGGAUCAAAACACAAAAUUGACGGCAAUAAUCGGGACGAGGCAACCCCCUUACUACCUUAA